Acromyrmex echinatior (Panamanian leafcutter ant) is the source of this 2157-nucleotide messenger RNA. It is a transcript of the gene Rab19, whose product is annotated as RAS oncogene family member Rab19. Lineage: Eukaryota; Metazoa; Arthropoda; Insecta; Hymenoptera; Formicidae. Gene Ontology annotation, molecular function: GTPase activity; GTP binding. The record is from RefSeq and is a predicted model, not a curated record.
ACCGAAAAGAAAAGUAGGAAGACAGAAAGGAAGGGGGGGUCAGCAGCAGUUCCAUGAUUCGUCACUGAUACGGAUCGCAAACAGCGGGAUGGUAAGAUGGACCAAAAUGGACGCAAUUGGAUGAAGAGAGACUUGGGGAGACUCGUGGACACGACGAUGGCGUAGGUAGUUGUCCGCCAAGCGCAAAGUCCUCGCGACCGUCGUCGUCGCCCUCGCCUUCGCGUGAGUCCUCGUCCUGAGAAUGUCGUGCCGUAACCCCGACAACCUCAUGAUGAACACGAGCGAUGACGAGAGCUUCGACUACCUGUUCAAAAUCGUCCUAAUUGGCGACUGCGGCACGGGCAAGACUUGCGUGGUGCAGCGCUUCAGGUCCGGAACAUUUGUUGAGCGCCAUGGCAACACCAUCGGCGUCGAUUUCACCAUGAAGACCGUGCUCAUAGACGGCAAGAGGGUGAAGUUACAAAUAUGGGAUACCGCAGGACAGGAAAGAUUUCGAACAAUAACACAGAGUUACUAUAGAUCUGCAAAUGGGGUAAUCGUAGUUUACGAUAUUACGAAACGAUCGACGUUUUUAAGUUUACAACGUUGGGUUGAAGAAGUCCGGAGGUAUUCGUCGUCGCAUGUGUUACUGGUAUUAGUUGGUAAUAAAUGUGAUUUGGAAGAUUUACGUGAGGUGAAAGAAAUAGAGGCUGAAGCCUUAUGCCAAUACCUGCCGGAAGUUUUGCACGUAGUGGAGACCUCAGCCAAAGAUAAUACAAAUAUAGAUUCCAUCUUUUUUUAUCUGGCAUCGGAACUUAAGAGACGACACGAUAAUCGACAGAUUAGCGCAAGUGAGGAAGAAGUGGUGAAGCUCGGUGUCGGUCGAAAUCUAUCUUCUUGUUCGGGUUGUUCUUAUAAAAUAUUCUAAAUUCUUAUCACAGACAUAUCGUUCGAUACGUUGAAUGCGGAUGAAAUUUUCAUGAGCUGAGUGUCCAGUGAUAGAUAAGAUAAAAGGCAGUCGACGAUUGUGAUAUCACACAAUUUCGUCUGCAUCGUACAUUUUAAUGUUACUAUUCUUGAAAUAAUAAUUGAAAAAUUAGAAAUUAGUAUGCCUCAGUAUACUAACUAUACCAAGAAUAUCGAUUUCCCUAAAACAUCGUAUGAAUCUUAUCAUCUUUUUACAAACAUUUCACUGCCCUUUAUCUUAUUAGCCCGAUACAAAAUAGACUACACACGAUCAGCGUAAUUCUAUCCAUACAACAGAAAGAUAUUCAGGUGCCAAAUUUAAGAUAUUUUUCUAUUCGCGCGGAUUGGAACAGUAGCUAUUAUAUCUAAUCUUGGGAGACAUGAAAGCAAAAAGAUCUAAUUUUUAGAAUAAAAAAUAGAUCAUUUCUACUCCAAAAAUUCGCUGUUCCGGGAAAGUACAUAUGUAUAUUUUUAUAUGCGAUUUAACAAAAACGUACAAAUAUAUACUUGUGCACACAUGUUGACACUUUACCCAAUAUUGCGACCUGAAGAGAUCUUAGAGUAUCUAGUGCCUUAAAACGUCACAUUUUCGUACGCUAAACACACAGAUAUUCGCAAAGUAUAAUCGAGACAUUUGCAGAAGAUUUAAAUUGCGAGUGAUAACUUAAUGUGUUUUUUUUUAUUUAUUUUAUUUAUUUGCACGUGCGAAUGUGAAGUUUGGCCUCCCAAUCGCCGAGCAUCAAUUAAAAGCUGUAAAUAUUAAUCCACAGUCGCAUUCUCAUUGUACAUUUUACGCUAAAAACGAUUACUCUAAUACUUGCGAUUUUUGUUAAAUUGAAUAAUUCAAUAAUUAUUAAAUAACUCGGAUCUAAUUCAAACAUAAUUUAUAUAAUAAUUCAGAUUCGCAUUCGACGUUGAAGGGCAAUGGGAAUGCGAGCAGGUAUGUAGAAUGCGUUUCGUUUAAACAAACGCUAUUGUUAUUUGUGAACAGAUAUAACGAAUCUCUAUUAUUGCUUAUGUAAUAAAUCGUAAUAUAUUUUUUUGAUACUUAUAUUGCGUGUAUUCUCUCAAAAUACUCAUUGUGAAUGCAAAUUAUGUUUUGAUAAGAAAUGAAAUACUAAAAACAUAGUAAGAUACGUAAAAUCUUAGAGAAUAUAUCCAAGUAAAGUAUUCUUUCGCGAAUUUAGAUUAUUAGAGAUAAUUGCAUCUUUU